AGGAGCUGCACUUUGCCGACGAGCAUCUCUGCCGUCCUGCCUCACUACAUUAACCACUGCGCCCCCUCCUCCUCCUCCUCCUCCUCGGAAUCUGCGAACAAUACGCACGGACUUCUCCGGAACGGGCAGAGUUCAUCAAUGUAACUCCGGUCGGUCCGACAACUGCGCCGUUUACCUGGAUAAGUCCAUCCCGACGAGAACACACAGAGACAGACAUCGAGAGGGGGAGAGAGAGAGAGAGAGAGAGAGAGAGAGAAGAAGAAGAAGACUGAGACCACCCGAGUGGAGUGUCGACGUGACGUUGUGCAGGAAAAAGAGAAGAAUAUGAUUGUCAAGCAGCACUUUGUCCUCAUCCUUUACAGCCUGUGCGCGAGCGUCUUGAAAGUGGCUGGCACAAAAAGCAAAGCGAAAGGUGGCCAAGGUCAGUUCCCCAUAACUCAGAAUGUGACGGUGGUGGAGGGGGGCACAGCCAACAUGACCUGUCGUGUGGAUUACAAUGAUAACACUUCCCUCCAGUGGUCAAACCCUGCACAACAGACCUUGUUCUUCGGGGACAAGAAAGCCCUGAGAGACCACAGAAUUGAGCUGGUGCGAGCCUCAUGGCAGGAGCUCACCAUCAGAAUCGGUGACGUCAGCCUGUCAGACGAGGGCCAGUACACCUGCUCGCUCUUCACCAUGCCUGUCAAGACCACCAAGGCCUUUCUCACUGUUCUGGGAGCACCAGGACGGCCGGAGAUCACAGGAUUCACCAAGCCCGCCAUGGAGGGGGAUGUGAUCACCUUGACAUGCACCACAAUGGGCAGCAAACCAGCUGCCAACAUCCGGUGGUUCCGUAAUGACAAGGAGGUCCAAGGCACUAAGGAGUUGAAUGCCACAGGUAAAUCAUUCGCAGUGAGGAGCAGCCUCCAGUUCCAGGUGGACAGACGGGACGACGGCGUCGCCUACACCUGUAGCGUGGAGCACGUGUCUCUGCCCAACCCCUACAUGACUACUGAGGUUCUGGAGGUCCACUAUGCUCCCCAUCUGGAGAUCGCACAUUCAAUGAUUAUUCCACAAGAAGGGCAAUACUUCAAAUUGGAGUGUCGUUCCAUAGGCAACCCGAUACCUGAUUUGGUGCUGUGGUCUAAAGAUGGAGGCGAGCUGCCCGACAUUGAGCGUAUGAUUGUGGAGGGCAGGGAACUAACCAUCACUACACUGAACAAAACAGACAAUGGCACAUACCGCUGCGAGGCGAGCAACCACCUGGGGACCAGCAGCGCUGAAUAUAUACUGUUUGUAUACGCCAAAGACUUUCCAGGGCCUACAACAGAUCCUAAUGCUUUGGGACAACAUGGACCUGACCACGCUCUAAUCGGCGGCGUUGUUGCGGUCGUGGUCUUCAUCACCCUGUGUUUGAUAAUAGUUCUUGGACGAUAUCUGGCCAGACAUAAAGGGACGUACCUAACGCAUGAGGCCAAAGGAGCAGAGGACGCCCCCGACGCGGACACAGCCAUCAUCAAUGCCGAGGGAAACCACGUGCAUGCAGAGGAAAAGAAGGAGUACUUCAUUUAGACUCCUGUUACUCUUUUCCUUUGUUUCGUGACAACCUAUGACAGCAGACGGGCAAUUUUUAGCUGCCUCAGCAUCACUGUCUGUUUUACUUUACUUAAUAUUCUUUUUUCCGCUCCAGAAAGCUCAUGCUUCGAUACACUUAUUUUCGAAGCAUUCGCUGAAAAUAUAGCCUUCUCUUUUUGUAAUCGAUGUUCCCCUAAUGUGCAGUUCGAUGUGUCCAUUUCAGUAUUUACGGUGCCUAAACGCUGUAUAUUUUUCUUUCAACGCUCGCAUUAUCUCUAUUCUCUCUUACUUCAAUUGCUACACAACUUUUUGCAGAUUUUACUUUUUUUUUACAUUCAGAAGAAACAAGAAAUGUGCUUCAAUUCGACCCUAGAGUCAAAUUUUAGCCCUUCGAACUGGUUUGCUUAAAGAACAGAUUAUGUUAUUUACAUUGAUUUAUCGAACCUUAACAUCAGAAGAAUCUUUUUUUGGAUCGGAUGGUCUCGGGUGUUGUCUGGAGUUUACCCCCAAGACAGUCGUACUGCCCAUUUUUAACAAUAUCAUAAAAGAAGACCAGGCACUUUGACAAAACAAAAUGUAGAAGCACAAUCUAUGCGAUUGUCUCCAGAUGAAUUCGAGCCCCUCUUGUCGCUGUCUGUGUACUCCUGCAUUGAUUUAUUUUCAGUUUUUACUCAUGCUGUUGAUAUGAACAAACUGAGAACAAGUCAGCAAAUUAAAGCACAAAGUCUGAGGACUAACACAGAGGGAAAAACACAUCAACUGUCUCAGGAUUCAAUAUGAGUCUAGAUGGAGAGAUGGUGUCAGACACACGAUGACGAUUUCAGUACACUGAAUGAUUUCCGUUAUAGUCAUGGAUGAGGAACUUUCAUUUUUGUUUUGGCGAUUUGAUGUAAGAUCCAAACUGAAUGAAUGGAACCUUGUGUGGGUUCAUUAUUUAUGUUGAAUUUUAUUGAACAACUAUGCUCAAUGUGUGGAUAUUGCUGUAAAAUACUUUGCCAACGUGAAUAUUGGUGAACAAUAUUGUUGAAUCUUGGGAUCCCUGAUACAUUACAGUUUGUAUAUUAGCAUAUACAGUAGCUAAAGUCUUUUUUCCAUCAAUCUAACAAGAGGUUGCUUUGCCAUAAGGUAUGUAAAUAAUGUGUAAGUAUUCAAUUUAAGUAAAAUGAGAAAACACUGGUUAUAGCUUUUAAUUUCAGGUCAUAUGAGUUCAUGUCACUUUGAUGAGAUUGUUUUCACACUUUUGAAGAUUUCUUCAAACAGGGAUUCUCUUUGCUUAAUUGCUUAAAAUGUAAAAAAAAAAUGGUCAGAAUAUAUGUAUUUAUUAUUAUGAUUGAUUGACAUUCAUUACACAAUGCUAUAUUGAUUGAUAUUAUUGCUGUUAUUACUAAAGUAGUUGUCUGACAUUAACUUUUCCAUUUUCUAAUUCUCAAACCUAUCAUAAAAAACAAUACAAGGAUCACCGUUAUGGCCUUUGAGUUUGCUGCAAACAGUACUAAUGACAUGUUGAGGCAUUGGUGAAUCAGACAUCCCCUCACUGUAUAUAGUCACUGUAUCAAAGACAUUGAACCUCAUUGCCAAUGCUCAUACAUGUUAUUUUGUUAGUUCAAUAUGAUGCUAUAAAUAACUCAUUUUGUACAAAGUUUUAAUCGCUGUAAUUAAUUUGCUUUUUAUGGGGGAUGUGUGAGGUUUUGCUUUUUUCUCAGUAUUGACUAUUCACUUUUCAACUAUGCCACUGUAAAAACAAAAUAAAAAGAACAGAAAAAAAGAGAGACAAAGUGCGAAUUAAAACAUGAACAAA
Messenger RNA from Scophthalmus maximus (turbot), 3352 nucleotides. It is a transcript of the gene cadm2b, whose product is annotated as cell adhesion molecule 2b. The transcript is spliced from 11 exons. NCBI's taxonomy places the organism in Eukaryota, Metazoa, Chordata, Actinopteri, Pleuronectiformes, Scophthalmidae. The coding region runs from base 325 to 1551 and encodes 408 amino acids. The record is from RefSeq and is a predicted model, not a curated record.